Molecule: messenger RNA, 1679 nt
Organism: Pseudo-nitzschia multistriata
Lineage: Eukaryota; Bacillariophyta; Bacillariophyceae; Bacillariales; Bacillariaceae
Source: the annotation of a GenBank genome assembly
ACACGUACGAUGCCAAUGUCCAAAAAACAUACGGGUAAGCCUGGUGCGAGAAAUGGAUGGUGCUGUCGUUGCUGCAAAUGCUGUGUCACGUCGUUUUUGCAUCCAUUCGGUUCGAACAUACCUUUUUUUCCAAUCGUCGACUGACCGAUGUAAUUCUUGUGGUCCCCGUGAAACAAAUUAUUGCACCAACCAACCCAUCACGCAACAACCAAACCAUAUCAUAUCAUACCAUACCAUACCAAACCAAUCGACGGUCAACUUUCCCGCUUGCCCGACUCUCGACAGCCGAUACAAACUGACGAUCGAUUCCGGAGAGGGCUGCUUCCUUAAGACGACCGAUGGAAAGACGUACCUGGACUGCGUGAGCGGAAUCGCCACCUGCGCCCUCGGACACAACAAYAAAGAGCUGACCACCGCCAUCGAGGAGCAGAUGAAGCGCGUCCACCACGUGAGCAACCUCUACUUUAUUCCCGAACAGGCCGCCCUCGCCGAGUGGCUCUGCGCCAACAGCGGGGCCGACAAGGCCUUUUUCUGCAACUCGGGCGCCGAGUCCAACGAGGCGGCCAUCAAGCUGGCCCGCCGGCACGCCUCCAACCGCGGGAUCGACAAGCCCGUCAUCGUUUCGGCCCACCAGUCCUUCCACGGCCGGACCCUCGCGGCGCUCAGUGCCACGCAACAACCCAAGUACCACAAGGGAUUCGGCUACGACGGAGAGAUGGUCCAGGGAUUCGAGGCCUGCACCUACAACGACAUUGCCUCGCUCGAGGAGGCCGUCGCAAAGGCCACGUCGGACGGCAGGGGGCUGGCCGCGAUCAUGCUCGAGCCCCUCCAGGGAGAGGGUGGCAUCAUCCCCGGGGACCCCGCCUUUUUCGCCAGGGCCCGGGAGCUCUGCGACGAGGCCGGGGCCCUCCUCRUGAUCGACGAGGUCCAGGCCGGCAUGGGACGCACCGGAACCCUGUGGGGACACGAGAACCUGGGCGUGGUUCCCGAYGUCUUUACGUCCGCCAAGGCCCUCGGAGGUGGUGUUCCGAUCGGUGAGUGUCGCACCGCUGCUUGAUUUSUUUSWUUGUUUGUUGUUGUCUUGGACGGGUUUCGUGGGGUUUGUGGCUCGCCGGUUGGGUGGAUUCAUUCGCGGUGGUUCGUCGCAUCUCAUUGUUCGUUGUUGCGCUGCUAUGCUCUGCUCUGCUUUCGUCAAACCUUUUGCGUGACCCCCAGGCGCCAUGAUGGCCCGGGGCGACGCCGCCGACACCUUUGGACCCGGCGACCACGCCAGCACAUACGGAGGAAAYCCCCUCGCCUGCGCCGCCGGACUGGCCGUCGCGAAGUACAUCUGCGACCACGACGUCCUCACGAACGUGCAGGAGCGGGGCGAGCAGCUCUCGAAGGGCCUCGAGGCCAUGGCCGAGAAGUACCCCACCAUCCUCGGAGACGUCCGCGGCUGGGGACUCCUCAAGGGAGUCGAGUGCAUCGCCGAGGACAUUACGGCWGGCGAGCUCGUCGCCGCCGCCAUGGAGGAGGGCCUCCUGCUGGUUCCCGCCGGUGCGAACGUCGUGCGGUUUGUUCCCCCGCUCAUCAUCACGGAGGAGGAACUGGCAACGGCCCUGGACCGGUUGGAGGCCGCCGUGAAGGCCAAGGCAAACUAGGGUCUCGGGAGGCACGGCCAAGCAUCUUCGUCCUUA